AUGUGCUCCGAGGGGAGUUCUGCUCUGCGGUUGAAGAUGUUUUAUAAAGGCAUAACUCGUGUUACCUGCAACCAUGUUUUCUCCGUUAUUCCAAGCAAUGACACCACUAACAGCAGACAGAAGACACCUUUCUACCAUCACAUCAGCCUUAAAGUCAAUAACAUUGACUAUGACAGCAAGUUUGAAAAAAUGGAUUCACAAGAAUAUAUGGAGUUAAACAAAAAAAUAUUGUCUUUGAUAAAUGAAACAUUUCACGGAUCCAAACUGAGAAGACAGUAUGUCAAAUCUCAUGUUGUCCAAGUAAGCCAAGCCCAAGGGAAAGUGAUAAUACAUGCUGUGCUGAAGUUUAAAUCGUGUUUUAAAAAUACAGCAGGAAAAUUUCAGGAUAGGAUUGAAACCAUUUUAUAUCAGAAGCUGAAGGGCAAAACUGGGUCUUUAUGUGUAGAUUCUCCUUUUAUAUUUUCAGAUAUCACAACACUGACAGCAGAAAAUCUUCUCAAUGCUUGCUAUGGACAAGGAACAAUAACUCCUUCUGGCAACAAGAUAGCAGGGGGCAUGGAUGCCCAGGAAGGGGAAUGGCCUGGGCAAGCUAGCAUGCAACAGAACAGUGUGCACGGGUGUGGAGCCAUUCUGAUUAGUAACAGCGGGCUCGUCACUCCUGCUCGCCGCCUCAUAAAAGCAUUGAAAGAAAAAGAAUGGAAUGUUAGUUUUGGGCUCCUCUUAAGUGAUCCACAAACACAGCGAAGUAUCAAGGAUAUUACAAUUCAUGAAAACUACCAUUACCCUACACACGAUAAUGACAUUGCUGUUGUGCAUCUGUCCUCACCAGUAUUACAUACAAGCAACAUCCGAAGAGCAUGUCUUCCAGAAGCUACUCGCACAUUCCCACCCAAGUCAGAUGUGGUGGUCACUGGAUGGGGAACACUGAAGUCUGAUGGAACAAAUCCUAAUAUACUCCAGAAAGGAUUAGUGAAGAUUAUAGAUAAUAAAACCUGCAACAGUGAAGAGGUAUAUGGUCAUGUGAUCACACCAGGAAUGUUGCAUGUGGGGUUCCUGAAGGGAAAUGUGGAUGCCUGCCAGGGUGACUCCAGCGGACCUCUGGUUGGUACAGAUUAGAAAGGCACUUGCCUUGCUGGCACUGUAAGCUGGGGAGAUGAAUGAGCUCUCCCAAACAAACCUGGUGUCUACACUCAAGUAACACACUAUCAAGACUGGAUCUUGUCCAAAACUGGUCUCUAG
This is a messenger RNA of Lutra lutra (Eurasian river otter), 1239 nucleotides long. Its product is annotated as transmembrane protease serine 11C-like. Gene Ontology annotation, biological process: proteolysis. NCBI's taxonomy places the organism in Eukaryota, Metazoa, Chordata, Mammalia, Carnivora, Mustelidae. The record is from RefSeq and is a predicted model, not a curated record. Gene Ontology annotation, molecular function: serine-type endopeptidase activity.